AUGACUCGCUUCUUCUCGUACCUUUCUGUUACUGGACUUGCUGUGCUUGCUGUGACCAUCCCAACAACUGCUGACGUUGUCAGGGAUGCCGCGGACGCAAUUAUCAAUGCUGCUGAAGAUGCAGCUACCGCUGCUGGUAGCUGGAUCAACAAUGCUGCUAGUACUAUUGACGAGUUCCACAAGGACGUUUUUGAAACUACGAAAGACGCCUAUGCGGCAGCAGUUGCGGCUGCAGAAGAAGCAUGUAACACGUACAACAAGGAGAAUAACAGUACCCUUGAAUGCUCCGAGCCUACGGCAAGUGCAGCAGCAGAAGCAGCUGCCAAUGCUGCGAUGAAAGCCUGUGACAAGUACAAUGAAGCAACCGAAAGCUCUCUCAACUGUACCGAGGAGGCUGCAACUGCAGCCCGGGAUGCUUGCUACAAUUACAACAACGUUACCUCCACCUCCUACGACUGCUCGGGCAUCAAUGCAGCUUCAAUUGCAGCAGGUAACACAACUGCGGGUAUUAUCCUUCCAACCAGCUCCGGCAGCGAUGAUGAUUCCCCGGCCUCCUCGUCGGCCCAAAUGUACGCUUCACCCAGUUUUACGGCUACUUGUCUUUGCGUGGUGACUCUCAUUGGUCUGCUCACCACCUUGUAA
This is a messenger RNA of Peronospora belbahrii, 642 nucleotides long. Lineage: Eukaryota; Oomycota; Peronosporomycetes; Peronosporales; Peronosporaceae. The record is from the annotation of a GenBank genome assembly.